AUGAUUUCUGUAGUAAAAGUUUCUGUGAGAGGCAUUGGCAAAAGUAUGGAAGUAGUGACUCUGUUACCACGCCAGCUAGAAAGGCUUCGGAUCCUCAUUCAAAAUAGGAAUGCCAAUGUGGGAGCCACAGAAGAAGGGAACAACUGCAGCCCGGAACGACGGCCAGCCACUUUUUCAGCUUCUGCCUCUGAAGGCGGCCAACGCACAGGAAGCCGACCAAGGUCACCAACAAGAGGCGUGGAGAAAUCGCCAACAAGAUCCCGGGCGUUUCACUUUUGUCGAGCAAGCAGGGACACUUCAAUCAGCGAUGGGGAAAAAGUUAGAACAUUCUGGACCUGCUGCAGUAAUUGUAAAAUCAGUCCCCAGGGUUUCAAACCACAGGCAGAAAAGCAACAAACCAAACCAUGUUCCAAAAGUGACCAGACGGAUAAUUAUUCCAAACAAGCCAACUCAUUCGCGAUCAGUGUCGCCACAGAGAGCACAAAUACGAGGCGAUCUGAUACUACAAUUUCAACAGCAGACACUGUGGAUUCCACAUGCCUAUCCUUCAUAUCGGCUGAAUCGGAGCAACCCAGUCACCUGUUGGAUGUGGAAGCUAUUGUAACCCUCAUGGAAUAUGCUCACAGAGAGGACAAGCAGUUCCUGGAUAACCACGAAGAAAACAUUGGUUUCCUCCGUGCCAUUUCUGCAAGUUGCGUGGCUGCACAAAAAAGUGGCCAAGACACGCUGGAUCUUCCAUAUACAAAAAAUCAGUUGACUGAGGCACUAGUGAUGGUGAUGGAGACACUGCCCAGCCACUCAGUCCCGUCUUUCAUUCUCUCCUGUUCUAUGCUUGCUGUCUACAACCUGAGCAAAAUGAAACCCCCGCUUGCUUCUGAGCUCGAAACAGGUAUUUUGCGACUGGCUCUUCAUGGUAUAUUCAGCAUGGAAACGCAAACAACCGACCCUCAUAGUGUGGCGCUCUACAGAUCAUCGUUUGAUACCAUGGAUAUUAUGCUGAAGGGCCUAUUGUCUGAGACACCUACCACCAGCCAUCUUCUAUUUAUAUUAGAGCACGUCAAUUUCUGGAUUCGUUCACAAGACCCUCAAGAGAGAUUCAGGGCCAUUAAUUGCAGCAUCUCCUUGCUUCGCCAUGUGAACCAGCAAUCAGAUUUUGAAAAAUCUGGGGCACUACCUGGUUUGGGACACCAGGUAGCACAAUUUGCAGUUUGUAUCACAGAUUCAGUGGAAGAAGUGAGCUAUCAAGCCAGAGACGCCAUUAGCUGCCUUUACCAGUUCCUCCUGAAUCAUAUGGAGAUUGCAGUAGUAGCUAUAGAUCAUCUGAGCUCUACUGGUCUGAUCUUCUUGUAUUCUACAAAGGUGGCUCAGUUAGCAAAGAAUCAGCAGCUAAUUGAAAGCUGCCAUGACAUGCUAUUCAGGAACAUCUUCACAGAGGGCCAGAAGAGAGCUUUUCUGCAGACCUCCUUGCUGGCCAUGUAUGAUCCCUUGAUGAGGAUAAGUCAGGCUGGAAUCCUUCUCGUCUAUUCCCUCUUGGGGAAGACAGCAGAAUUAAUGCAGAAAUCGGCAGAAGACGUGGAGAAGGAGAUCUACAAGCAACUUCACAAGCUUCGGAUUCUCCGAGAGGUGCCCGAAGCAUUGCAAAACUUUCUCCCAAAUUAAGGUACCACACUCCUGAGGACUGAAAGAAUGAAAUACUCAAGAAAGGAGGACAAGAAUAGCGGGAGAGAAAGAUUUUCAGUCUGUUUUCAACUGUUUCCUGUUGUAGUUUAACUUGUUUCCUCCUCCCAUCCCUAAUAGUGAGAAACCAUUUUUUUCUCCCUAGGAACCUUGAAGAACCUAUAGAUUUGUUUCCACCCAGAACUAAUUUUGUGCUGAAUCACAGAGUAGCAUUCAAUAUAACUGACACUUAAAAGCACCAGGCAGCAUAUGCCUAUGUAUGGUGUCACCAAGGGAGCAGUGAAUGAUACACACUACAUUG
This is a messenger RNA of Notechis scutatus (mainland tiger snake), 1978 nucleotides long. The record is from RefSeq and is a predicted model, not a curated record. Lineage: Eukaryota; Metazoa; Chordata; Lepidosauria; Squamata; Elapidae.